Messenger RNA from Penicillium crustosum, 1002 nucleotides. RefSeq names its product Mov34/MPN/PAD-1 family protein. The record is from RefSeq and is a predicted model, not a curated record. Gene Ontology annotation, biological process: protein deneddylation. Gene Ontology annotation, molecular function: metallopeptidase activity; deNEDDylase activity; protein binding. Lineage: Eukaryota; Fungi; Ascomycota; Eurotiomycetes; Eurotiales; Aspergillaceae. Gene Ontology annotation, cellular component: COP9 signalosome; cytoplasm. The transcript is spliced from 2 exons. Bases 1 to 1002 code for a protein of 333 amino acids.
AUGCAGGCUGCCCAGCAAGCCUGGGAGCUCGAGAACGCGAUAAGCGUCUUUGAUCCCCAACGAGAUGCCCUCUAUGAAUACGAUGCCGACACAGAAAAAGCCCUCAACGACGAGCGACCAUGGGCAACCGACCCAUACUAUUUCAAGCACGUCCGAAUCUCCGCUACAGCACUAUUGAAGAUGGUGAUGCACGCCCGCUCCGGUGGCUCACUAGAGAUUAUGGGUUUGAUGCAAGGCUACAUCCUACCGAACACCUUCGUGGUGACAGAUGCGUUCCGGCUCCCAGUUGAAGGCACCGAGACCCGAGUGAAUGCACAGGACGAGGCAAACGAGUACAUGGUAUCAUAUCUGCAGUCGUGUCGAGACGCAGGGCGGAUGGAAAAUGCUGUCGGAUGGUAUCACAGUCACCCUGGUUAUGGAUGCUGGCUGUCUGGCAUUGAUGUAGCCACUCAGCAGACACAGCAAAUGACCGGACCCUUUGUCGCCGUUGUCAUCGAUCCGGACCGUACCAUCUCUGCGGGCCGCGUUGAGAUCGGUGCUUUCCGCACAUUCCCAUCGAACUUUACCCCGCAGAAGGAGGCUCAUGAAGAUGACGAGUAUCAGACUAUCCCACUUGGGAAGGCGGAGGAUUUCGGUGCACAUGCCAAUCAAUACUACCCUCUUGAUGUCAGUCACUUCAAGAGCACUCUUGAUACGGAAAUAUUGUCCCUCUUAUGGAAUAAAUACUGGGUCGCAACCCUCAGCCAGAGUCCGCUAUUCACCUCUCGUGACUUUGGUAAUAAGCAGAUCAUGGAUCUCAGCCAAAAAGUGCGAAAAGCCGCGCGUGGAAUGGAGGUCACUGGUCCUCGUUCCGGUGGCGUCAACGCCAAAGAUCAACAACUCGAUAAGGUUGUCCGUGGCGGGCAGCGGAUUGUUGCAGAGGAAGUGAAGGGUCUCCUGGCAUCCGAAACUAAAAUGAAGCUCUUCCACGGCAUCGGAAAUCAGACUUCUUCGACAGAGUGA